UCACUGUCUAGAUUGUGCUCUAGUCUCCUCAGCUUCCAUCUACCCAUCUGAUGUCUGAGGACAUUUCUUAUUCUGCUUUUCAGUGAUUUUGUUUCUUGUGGAGACCAAGAAAAACUUCAAAAGAAGAAGAGGGGGUUGUGAAGGAGGACAUGGCUUCUUGGUUUAGCUGGAAUGAGCCGUACUGCCGGAGCCCCCGGCGGGACCCGGCUGACGUGGUCACCGAGACCCUGAUGCUGGAGUUCAGCUGGCAGCUGAAGGAGACGGAGAGGCAGCAGAGAGAGAGGGAGAAUGAGUACCGGCGCCUCAAGACCGGAGUGGACUACAGCUGGCUGGCCAGCACGCCUCGGUCGUCCUACAACAUCAGCACCGGGGAGAGGCUCGGCCUGGAGGACCUCUGCUCCAAGGUGCCGCCGACCUGCUGCGGCCUGGUCAUACUCAAGUUCAGGGAGGCAAUGCAGGUCAAUGAACCUGAGGUGCAGGAGGUGUCCGCCCUGUUUCGCUCCAUCCUCCUGGAGGCUCUGGAUCACCUGAAGGAAGAGCAGGAAGCGCAGCGGCUCGCCCACCAGUGGAACAACAGACGUGCCAUGAGCAUGUCCCUCGUGAACUUCAGGUCCCGGAUCAAGAUCAACCCGUUCGGAAGCACAGUGGGCCUGACCACAGUGGCCGACGGGACGGGGUUGAGCGACCUCAAAACCGUGUCAGAGGAUGUGGAGAGAGUGAUGGAGAGGUCGCAGACGGUGUGGAGCAUGCCUGACUUCAGAUAUAAAGGAACCAGUAGCAGUAAGGUUGUCUGAUAAGGGGCGUUUCCGUGGGACAAAUGUUGAUCUCCAGGACUCUCUGCUGCAGUAUGUCCACUUUGCACACCAGGCGAGGCAGGAAUGAAUCCCACAAUCCUCCUUCUCUUUUCAGUAUGAGACCAAUCAGCAUUUGAUCUAUUUACUGCUUUACCUUCACACCUGAAAGGUCAAUAACUUGAAAUCACAUCUUUUAGACUUGAAACCGGUUUCACUUUGCAUAAGAUUAUCGCCUCUUGCAGUAAUGCGGCUUAUAUUUUGUAGACAUUGGCAAUUAAGCAUUGAGGGCUGUUUACUGUAGGCCUGAUAGGGAUUUUUUUUAAUGUAAUUUAAAGACAUUCUUGACUCCUUAAUGUUGAAGGAACAAAGGAAAAAUGUGUUGGUGUUAUUUCGACACACAACACAAAAUGAAUGCAGAGUUGAAUGAUCUUUUAUGACUGAAUAUUUUGCAUGAGAUUGAUGGAUAAAUUGUAUAUACAAAUUAUCGCUAAUUGUCGCUAAAUGCUCAACAUUGACUUCAUUCAGAGGGUGAGUCAUGCUCUCCCUCUACUGACUGCUCUUGGUUUUCUCCCAACAGCACACAAGGAGUCAGCACAAUAAUUCAUCAUUCAAGGUCAGCACACUGAAAGCUUUCCUUCUGUUCAUUUGUAUAAGGCCGUCAAAAAAGAAAUUAUCACAAAAUGUUACCAGACCUUUUUGAGUGAAGUAAAGUCUUUCCAGCAGUU
Molecule: messenger RNA, 1519 nt
Organism: Sander lucioperca (pikeperch)
Lineage: Eukaryota; Metazoa; Chordata; Actinopteri; Perciformes; Percidae
Gene: rd3
Product: retinal degeneration 3, GUCY2D regulator
Exons: 4
Coding region: 150-794 (214 amino acids)
Source: RefSeq, a predicted model, not a curated record